Cornus florida is the source of this 2241-nucleotide messenger RNA. RefSeq names its product sulfite reductase 1 [ferredoxin], chloroplastic. Bases 112 to 2034 code for a protein of 640 amino acids. Gene Ontology annotation, biological process: sulfate assimilation. Gene Ontology annotation, cellular component: sulfite reductase complex (NADPH); chloroplast stroma. Gene Ontology annotation, molecular function: 4 iron, 4 sulfur cluster binding; sulfite reductase (ferredoxin) activity; heme binding. The record is from RefSeq and is a predicted model, not a curated record. The transcript is spliced from 8 exons. NCBI's taxonomy places the organism in Eukaryota, Viridiplantae, Streptophyta, Magnoliopsida, Cornales, Cornaceae.
CUCGUCGCCUUCUCUCUCUCUCUCCUCUGUGCUACUCCACAGCUCUCCUAUAAAAACCCUAGAUUUUCUCCUAGGGUUUCCAUAUCUCAAACUCCAACGCAUUUACACACGAUGACGACGUCGUUCGGAGCUGCCAGCACCGCGAUCACAAGGGACCCUGCGUUUCAAAUUCAGAGGUUUCAUGGCUUGAAAUCUUCUUCUCAUUCGAUUCUAUCGAACAACCGGAUUCAGUUGUUCUCAGUCUCAUCUUCGUAUCCUUCAAUCAUCAGAGCUGUUUCAACGCCAUUGAAGCCAGAUUCUCCUUCCGAGACUAAGCGUAGCAAGGUUGAAAUAUUUAAAGAGCAGAGUAAUUUCAUAAGAUACCCUCUCAAUGAGGACUUGUUAACAGAUGCCCCAAAUUUAAGUGAGGCUGCCACACAAAUGAUCAAGUUCCAUGGAAGCUAUCAACAGUAUGACAGAGAUGAACGUGGCAAAAGGACUUACUCAUUUAUGCUUCGUACCAAGAAUCCUUGUGGAAAGGUUCCCAACAAACUUUACUUGGCAAUGGAUGAUCUUGCUGAUCAGUUUGGAAUUGGGACACUUCGUUUGACGACCAGACAAACAUUUCAGCUACAUGGCGUCACGAAGGCGAACCUUAAGACAGUGAUGAGUACAAUUAUUAAAAGCAUGGGUUCAACUCUUGGUGCGUGUGGUGAUCUCAACAGAAAUGUUCUUGCUCCUGCAGCCCCACUUGUAAGAAAAGAUUACCUAUUUGCACAGGAAACUGCAGACAACAUUGCUACACUCCUAACUCCUCAGUCUGGUUUUUACUAUGAUAUGUGGGUGGAUGGAGAGAGAAUUAUGUCAGCAGAACCUCCUGAAGUAGUUAAGGCGCGCAAUGAUAAUUCUCAUGGAACAAAUUUCCCUGAUUCACCUGAGCCUAUUUAUGGAACUCAGUUUUUGCCAAGGAAAUUCAAAGUUGCUGUUACUGUGCCAACCGAUAACUCAGUGGACGUCUUCACAAAUGAUGUUGGGGUGGUGGUUGUUUCUGAUGAUAAUGGAAUUCCUCAGGGUUUCAACGUUUAUGUUGGUGGUGGUAUGGGAAGAACACAUAGGCAGGAAAGCACUUUUGCCCGUUUGUCAGAGCCUUUGGGUUAUGUACCAAAAGAAGACAUACUAUAUGUAGUGAAAGCUAUUGUUGUUACACAAAGAGAAAAUGGUAGAAGAGAUGACCGUAAGUAUAGUAGAAUGAAAUACUUGAUCAGCUCAUGGGGGAUUGAGAAGUUUAGAAGUGUUGUUGAACAGUAUUAUGGAAAGAAAAUUGAGCCUUGCCGCGAGUUACCUGAGUGGGAAUUUAAAAGUUAUUUGGGAUGGCAUGAGCAGGGUGAUGGUGCUUUAUAUUGUGGGCUUCAUGUUGAUAAUGGUCGUGUUAAGGGAACUGUGAAGAAGACAUUAAGGGAGAUCAUCGAGAAAUAUAAUUUGGAUGUGCGUCUCACACCAAACCAAAAUAUGAUCUUGUGUGGUAUUAAGAGUGAUUGGAAGCCUGCCAUCACCACAGCUCUUGCGCAGGCCGGUCUGCUGGAACCUGAGUAUGUAGAUCCCCUCAACCUAACCGCAAUGGCAUGCCCUGCUUUUCCACUUUGCCCUCUGGCAAUAACUGAAGCUGAGCGCGGAAUACCUGACAUGCUUAAGCGGGUUCGAGCUAUAUUUGAGAAGGUUGGUCUCCCGUCCGAUGAGUCUGUAGUAGUAAGGGUAACUGGCUGCCCUAAUGGUUGUGCUCGACCCUACAUGGCUGAACUUGGAUUUGUUGGUGAUGGCCCCAAUAGCUAUCAGAUUUGGCUUGGGGGUACACCCAAUCAGACCACACUAGCUAAAAGCUUCAUGAAUAAGGUUAAGAUUCAGAACCUGGAGAAAGUUUUGGAACCUUUGUUUUAUCAUUGGGGACAAGAGCGACAAUCUAAAGAAUCAUUCGGCGACUUCACGAUACGCACGGGAUUUGAGAAGCUCCAAGAGUUGGUUGAUAAAUGGGAAGGUCUGGUGAAGCCGUCGGCUUGAUACAAGAGAGCGAGCAAGUGCGUAUCCAAGUUGGUGACGGUGAAAUAAGUGUCUCUCUCUUCCUCUCUGUUAUUACUUGGUAACAGAUGUAAUGAGUGGAGAUUGGAUUUCGGUCUUGUAUCUAUUUUUGGCGAGUGUUUUAGUUGUUACAAGACCUGGAAUUUGUAAUACUAUUUUCCCAAAUUGUUAUAGAAGUGUUUUUUUCCA